Messenger RNA from Paramecium tetraurelia, 597 nucleotides. RefSeq lists its product as uncharacterized. NCBI's taxonomy places the organism in Eukaryota, Ciliophora, Oligohymenophorea, Peniculida, Parameciidae. The record is from RefSeq and is a predicted model, not a curated record. The transcript has 2 exons.
AUGACCUCUAUCAAAGAGAAGCCACGAUAUUUAAGUCGUUAAAAAAUUCAUGAAAUAUUAACAAAUCAGGUUCAAACAUUGCCUAUACAGCAUUGUAGAUAAAAUUCAGAUAACAUCAAGUUAUUGAAAAUAACCGAACAAGACUAAAGAACUCCUUUAAUGUCUACAAGGAAAACUAUUGAUUAAAAUGUCACAAGCAAAAAUCUCACAAAAUUAAAACUAUGUCAUCAUAAACAAGGAUCUCUGGAUUUUGAACCUUUUUAAUUAAAUAAUGGCACUAAAUUUGGCAAAUUUACUUAAAUUAAAAGUGCAAGAUCUAAGAAGAUUAAUCAUUUUGAUUUAAGCAAACAAAUUAAUAACAUUAAUAAUUGCUAACUAGAAAAUAAAAAUUAAAACAUCAAAACUUAAUCCUAAUUUAAGAAUGAAUAGAUAUAUGAUGAAAACAUUUUAGAUUUAUUGCUCUUAAAUACAAUGGAAUUAAAAGAAAUGCUAUCAGUAAAUAAUGAACCAGCUAAAAAAACUCAGAGGAUUAAACCAAAAAUCACAUUUAUUACAAAUACUAAAGGAUUGCCUCAUGAUUUCUUUUUCCAAUAAUGA